AUGGAAAAACUUGAUUUGUCUAAGCUGAAACUGGCAUCUUCUUCAUUUGGGGAGAGGAUAAAGACGAGCGGCGCUCAGAUGGGCCGGACGAUCAGCAUGAAAAUGAAGGAAAUUCUCCAGAGUCCGACACCGGCAUCCAAAAUAGUCGAUGAGGCGACGGCGGAGACCAUGGAGGAGCCCAACUGGAGUUUGAACCUCCGCAUUUGCGCCAUGAUCAAUAAGGAGGAAUUAAAUGGGACGGAAAUCGUUAAGGCUAUUAAGAAAAAAUUGGUGGCCGGAAAAAAUCCGGUGAGUCAGAUGUUGAGUUUGGACUUGUUGGAGACUUGCACGUCGAAUUGCGAAAAGAUGUUCUCCGAGGUGGCGUCGGAGAAGGUGCUGGAUGAUAUGGUGAGGUUGAUUGAUGAUCAGAAGACGGAGCACGGGAACAGGGUUAGGGCGAUGCAGCUGAUCCGGGGCUGGGGCGAGUCUGAGGAUCUCAUGUACUUGCCCGCGUUUCAUCAGACUUAUUUGAACUUGAAAACAAGAGGGAGACCUCCAGUAACACAAGAUGGAAAUGCAUCCCCCACGCAAUACAGCCUGGAGUCAUAUCUUGAUCAAUGGCCCCGGUCACCUCCUGGAAAUUAUCCUGUUCCCCACACUGGUUUGCAAAAUGUUGCAGAUGCCACAUUCAUUAGUUAUGGCAUUCAAUCUGUUGAAGAGAAGAAAGAGUUUCUUGAAAUAACUCGAAGUAGUCUCGACAUUUUUUCCAGCAUAUUGAGUUCUGAAGUUGAAUCCAAACCUCUCAAGGAUGAUCUGACUGUGAACAUGUUGGAGAAAUGCCGACAAUCAUUGCCUGUUCUUCAGGUAAUUAUCGAAAGCACGUCUGACGAUGAUCUGAUGCUUUUCGAGGCUCUAAACCUCAACGACGAGCUUCAAAAAGUCAUUUCCAAAUACGAAGAAAUGGUAGCUUCCUUAGAAUCAGAACGGCCUAACUCUGAUGUCAAUGCAAGAGAAGAACUGCCUAAUCAUUCCGAUGCAAAAGAACUGCCUAAUUACUCUGAUGUCAAAGGAGCAACUUUAGCACUGCAGAAUGAAAGUCAACAUGAAACCGAUAGCCUGAAUUCAUCAAAAAUAGGGCUCGUUGGAUCCCAGAGUGAGACGAAUAAUAAGAGUGAUCGAGCACAAGCAGGAUUCCAGCGUGAGAAGAAUGAUACGAGUGCUCGAGCACCAGAGAGCGCUAAUAAAAGCAGCAAAGAGUGA
Fraxinus pennsylvanica is the source of this 1239-nucleotide messenger RNA. The record is from the annotation of a GenBank genome assembly. NCBI's taxonomy places the organism in Eukaryota, Viridiplantae, Streptophyta, Magnoliopsida, Lamiales, Oleaceae.